AUGAAGAUCUUUGAAUCGCCGAACCCAUUCGGCGAACCGCCAAUAGAUCGCAUAUUCGCCUUUUGUUCCAGUGCACUAAGCCCUGAAGGAAAGGAGCAAAUCGGCAAUGGAAAGAAGCAGUCGGCGUUUCGCCGAGCGACUCCGCGAAGCAGUUCUACAUUGCCUAAUGAUCCAGGACAUAAAGAUGUUGAAGCUUCCAGAGGUACAAUAGCACCCAAGCAAACUCCGACCUAUGCCGCUAUUGGAAAAUCGAAAUUUGUCGCUCAUUCGCGACGUAUGAUCAUUGAGGAGGACACUAAGUAUGUUCAUCUCAACAUCAGGACCUCCCCUACAUCACCUCGCACUACGAGGAAUCGAGCCCAGCUUGUGAUUCCUGGCGUGGUCACUACCCCCCAGUCUGAGGAGGGGGCCCCACCGAUCGGUUCGUCGGUUGACUCUAAGUCACCAUUCGGCUUGAGCUCUAAUGAUAGCACCGCCUCGUCUUCCCAGUCUAAUAGCACAGGAGAUACUCUAGUACCCCCUAGUACUAAGCCACCAACUGUUGCUACGGAGCCUAACCGGUGGUGUGUGGAAGGCUAA
Solanum tuberosum (potato) is the source of this 579-nucleotide messenger RNA. RefSeq lists its product as uncharacterized. NCBI's taxonomy places the organism in Eukaryota, Viridiplantae, Streptophyta, Magnoliopsida, Solanales, Solanaceae. The transcript is spliced from 2 exons. The record is from RefSeq and is a predicted model, not a curated record. The coding region runs from base 1 to 579 and encodes 192 amino acids.